AUGGGCACGUGGGUAUCAGCAAAUGGUCAUGAAGGGGUGUGGCGACUGAGAAAGAGGAGACAGGUGAAAUCUCGUAGAUUUUUUAGUGGGGUAGCAGUGUUUAAAGGAAUAAAAAAAGGGAGUUGUAUUGUUUGUUUUUUCAUUUCUCCUCUCCCGCCUGUUUUUCCCCAGCAAGGGUAAAAAAACAAUCUCGUGUGGACUUAGUUUUUAUAACCUUUUCGUAUAGGACAUGUACAAAAUGGAAGAAAAGGCGCAGUCUGAGGACAAAUAGUUUUUUGCCGAAUAUCCAAAAAUAAGCCUGGCAAAGCUCCUUCUGAUUUAUUUCUGGUUGCUUGACGUUACCAGGGAAAAGACUGCCAGAAUGAUCUCAAUGAAUGUAAAUUUUGUGUGCCAGGGUCUUCUGGCAUUUAGAAGAUGUAUGCUUCCUGGAUAUAGACCAGACCAGAUUCCAUUUAUCCCCUUUGGCGGAACAGCAGUAAUCAAGUGUAAUGAGAGCAAAUUUAAUCACAAAGCUACAAAGAGAAAUAUGGUCAAACAAAAGCUUGGCAUAAUCGGUAUCCUUGGAUUUAAGUAUAAACAAGAGCUCUUGGUAUAGAGUAUCCUGAUGCAGCAUUACACAAUGUCAGUUACAUACCAAAGAAUAAUUACUUAUAACAUUUAAAUACACAAAUUCAAACGACAUUUCGAAAUGCUCAUACAGCAAUGGCAAAAGAGUUAAAUUAACAGAACUGGGGGCAUUAAAUAAAUUUAAUCGUUGAUGUCGUAAGUUUGUAUAUCCCUGAAAAACUUUACAAAGAAAGAACGGGAAAAAAAACCCUAUUUUACACGUGCCAAAAUAGCCAUUUUGUAGUGCACUAUAAUUCGAAACAAGAACUUAAUUAAUUAAAUCAUUUUCCUUUUCCCAUUUUCUUUCCUGCACUUAAAAAAAUAGUCAAGACCUCUGAGAGUCAUGAUCUUUGAACUUUAAUGUGGCCAAUUAAAGAAUAGAAGAUCUCAAAGCAAAUCAUGGUCAACGAACUCCCAAGCAAGCUAACAUAAAUGAUUUGAAGGUUUUGGCAUAAUAAGUGUACAGUCUUUUUAUUUUCUCAUAACAGUACAAUAGAGCACGUCGUGCACCAGAUUCAUGGGUCUUUGGUGUGAUCAACACCGCAACGCUAUUGCCGAUUUUGGAGAGGUGUCUCCAACCUAGAAGUGCGGUAUACACCAACGACUGGGGAGCGUACAACAAUCUUGAAUGCCACUUUCCUAAUCAUGUCGCCCAUCAUCACACUGUUGUCCACCGUGAAAAACUUUGUUGAUCCAGCUACUGGAGUCCACACACAGGAAGCGCAGUCUGCCUGGGCGAACCUGAACUUGCCAAUCAAAGGUCGAAGGGGGAUGAAGUGUCAUGACUUACAGUUGUAUUUGAAUGACAGAAUGUGGAGACACUGGAGAGGGCUAGAUAAUAUUGCCAAUUUUCUACCUGUUCUAGCUUCACAGUAUAGGGACUAUUCAGUGUGACUAGGGCAGUCGAAUUUGAAUAUAGUAAAAUUCAGUACAUAAGAACCUAGUUUUUCUGAAGUCAUUAGGCUAAGAUUGUCCAUUUAGACCCCUUUACAUAAGAACCUGUCUUUGAAUGACAAUACCAAUACCAUAUGCCAAAAGAACACAAGUGUACACUAAGUUGUCUAAGUCAAAUGUGAAUGUCUUGUAGGCAGUGACAAACACAAAAUUUUGAAACCUAUUCAACAACCUGCGUAAGCCCAAUUUUCCAGUAAGCUCCGUUUGUAUAAGAACCUUCUUAGCCUACCUUGGAGAAACUCUCACUCUUAUACACGGGUUUUUACUGAGGUUAAGACCAAAAAAUUGGCUCCAGGAUUUCACUGCACGCACUAAGGGCUGUUUCAAACUGGUCGAGCUACUGCUGUGCCGAAAGUAGUUUGAUUUAAGUGAUCAAAUGAAAGUAGACUUCAGCAGGACUUAAUUUCAAACGUUGCUCUUCUACCAUAAUGAACUCAAUUCAUAUACACCUAUUUUUUAAAAGGUAGUCUUAUAUUCUGCAUUUUAAUGACCAAAUCCCAAAGCAACCUUCAUUGAAAUAGGUGAACAUGUAUAAGAAUAUCGAAAUUUUAACAUCUGAAUAACCCACAUUUGAUAUAUCAAAAUUGUAACAUGACUCAGAGGCUAAAGGGACAACAUUGCAAAUUUUUUACGACUCUUUCGUCUUGCAAUUGCCAGAUGAAGCUUAAGAACAAAGGACAAAGGUGGGUAAAAGUGGAAAAGAGUUCUUCUAAAAGUCUAUCGGCCAACUAGAGAAUACCAACGAUUAACCGACAGAUGCUGAUGAAAAGCCAGGUGCAAAUGUCAGUCCCCCAAAAAGGGUCUUGCUACCGUGGACAAACAAGUAAGACAAGAAUAAAACUAUAUUACAAUUCUGGAGGAGACACAAAGGAGCCUCAUUGCCCAUGCACUAUUGGUAACAGAUCUUGUACUUUAUUCUGUAAAUGCUUUAACUGUGGCAAACGACCACCUAGAAACAACCAUAUUGACAACCAAUCUUCUUGUCGCUGUGGAGCCAACAAUAAAAGCGAUGGAGAAGAAGUCAAAAGUUGCACUGACACCACAGGUAAAAGACGAACAAAAUGCAACUGUCAUAUAGAAAGUGGCCAUGUACCAAUAACUGCCGUUGUCAUGGGUGCAGCAAUGAGUAUGGAAGAAGAUAAGCCAGCAAUGUUUCCCCAAUGCAAAAAAGAAACAUUAAAUGCACCUUAAGCCCAUCAAGUUUACAAAGGAAGAGAACUCACAAAUUUCUUACACAGAACGACUUCGAAAUUAAGCAAGGGUCUUGGACAAGGGAGGAGACAUAUUUAAUAGAAGCAGUAAUGUCAUUUUUAAGUUCAGCAAGUAUUGUGCUGUCGGAUGAAAACGUGACAAAGAUGUACAGUUUUGUUUGCACUUGUGCCUUCGCAUGUACAGCAAAUUGUAAGUCAGAAGGGCAGAUAAAAGCAAAGGCAUCCUGUGUUAAGAAUAGGCAACAUGCACCUCAAGAAUUUCUGUAUGAGAUUGCUGCGCUGGAUUCCCAAUUUUGACCCAGUGCCUAACUUGCAUUCAUAAAUAGUGACAAUUUUAAUAAGAUUUCCUUUGUACAACCCAAAAUUUGUUGUCCGUUACUAAAAAGGAGGAGAAAUGAGUGUGUCACAUGACCUUUUAUUGCAGUUUUCUUACACAAAAAAAGGUAAAAAAGGGCGGCUGAGGUGACAAAAUGUAAUAAGUAUUUGUAAUGCUCCCCUAUAAAGAACCUUUUAUGAAUGACUGACUGCGAUAGAAGUGUAGUUUCUGAAAUCAAGUUAGCUGAUGUUUAUAUUCAAAUUUCAUCUAUCUUUUAUUCAUAACCAUAGAACCUGUGCAUGCAGGGUAAGAAUUGGUCUCAGGAAGUUAAGUAGAACAGCACAGUUUUCACUAUACGUUAGAUUAGAUCAGUUUUCAUGGUGAAAGAUUACGUAUGCCGAUCACAGCUCGGUAACUAACCUUUAACACAAAUUUCUGCAGAUAAUGAAAGGUUUAGAUGUCAUUGGUAGGACCCACUUUCUCAGGGCAUUGGGGCUACCCAAACAUUUUUUACCAGAUUCUUUAAAGCGAAUUGCUCAAGGAAUUCAAGCUUCAGACAAAUGUGAAGGUAGAUUCAUAAUAAUCACGCAAUUAAGUAAAUUAAAGGCAGGUUGAAACUACAGAGAUGACUAAUCAGUCAUUGAGUGAAUAUACAUUACCGCACUUUAAUUUACACAGCAUUACGCAGUCUUUAUGCAGGACCUCUCCCCCUCCCCCAAACCCACCAUAGUUCACUUGUGGAAAUAAUUUUGUUGGCAAAUUCGAAUUGGGUGUGGGAAAAUGUUAGAAAAUGUUAGGGUAUGCCAAAGCGUCGUGCAAAGAAGUUGAAUAUAGCAACAUCAACUGAAGCACUUCCAGUACAUGUGCGGGAAACACAUUCAUAAAUUACCAUGAAUGUGUUAUGUGCUCGUAUUUUGGCGUGAUCAAACAAAAAGACUGGGCUAGUGGACAUGACUGGAAAUCUGUCUCAAUAAACUUGCCAUGUACAGUGCAUGGGAUGUGUGUGACGCCUGCAGUCAACAGGUCUGUAUUAAGCAGUCAUGGUCACCUGUUAAUAUUGAGUCCCAAAGAGUGUGUUUUUCUUAUUUGAAGUUGCAUUGCACUGGUCACUUCACGAACUAGAAAUGCUCAUUUAUUUUAACAUAAAGUUAAAUUCACCACGCCAUUAAGUAGUCAUUUAGCCACUACCCAAGCAUUAAAUACAAUUUUGACCGAGUCCCUCCUCUCUCAACUAUAAUCUUUUGUUUUCACUUGAGAGGGCACAACCAUUGUUACUAUCAGCCGGGAAUCCUAAGGCAACCUUGAAACAGGGAGUUUCCUCGCAGUUCAUGUCACCAAAGUUUACCAAAAGAUUUCAAGUCUCAGCACGACUAGCGAGCUUGGUUUACUCGUCAUUCAAAGACACCUUUACAUGAAAAACCUCAGUUAAUAACGGUAUCGUAAAAUGCAGUUCCAUCUCUGCGAAACUGUUUUUGGGAAGGUUUCCACCAUGAUAUUACUUACAUUUACAUUUGCAAGUUAAUGGAAUAACAGUGACUGGGGAUGAGCCAUUUCACGCUUUCAAACAAGAACUUAAUUAAUUAAAUCAUUUUUCCGUUGCCUUUUUCUUUACUGCAAUUAAAAAAAUAGUCACAAUCUUAGAACGUUAAUGUGGCCAAUUAAGGAAUAGAAGAUCUCAAAGCAAAUCAUGGUCAACAAGCUCCCAAGCAAGGUAAAGAUAAUUGCUUUGAAAGUUUUGGAAUAAUAAGCGUACAGUCUUUUUAUUUUCUCAUAACAGUACAAUAGAGGGCGUUGUGCACCAGAUUCAUGGAUCUUUGGUGUGAUCAACACUGUGACGGUAUUGCCAAUUUUGGAGAGGUGUCUCCAUCCUGGAAGCGCCAUAUACAACGACGACUGAGGAGCGUACAACAAUGAUGUCGCCCAUCAUCACAUUGUUGUCCACCGUAACAACUUUGUUGAUCAAGCUACUGGAGUCCACACACAGGAAGCGGAAUCUGCCUGGGAGAACCUCAAGUUGCCAAUCAAAGGUCGAAGGGGGAUUGAGCGUCGUGAUUUCCAGUCGCAUUUGAAUGACAGAAUGUGGAGACAC
This is a messenger RNA of Porites lobata, 5176 nucleotides long. The record is from the annotation of a GenBank genome assembly. Lineage: Eukaryota; Metazoa; Cnidaria; Anthozoa; Scleractinia; Poritidae.